Coniophora puteana RWD-64-598 SS2 is the source of this 1266-nucleotide messenger RNA. RefSeq names its product aldo keto reductase. Lineage: Eukaryota; Fungi; Basidiomycota; Agaricomycetes; Boletales; Coniophoraceae. Gene Ontology annotation, cellular component: cytoplasm. The transcript has 10 exons. The record is from RefSeq and is a predicted model, not a curated record. Bases 83 to 1102 code for a protein of 339 amino acids.
AUAAAACCUAGCCGCUAGGACGCCUGGAAAGCAAACCCUUUAUCGAGUCCCAGUCCACGUCAACCAUCAUCAAAUUACCAAAAUGUCUACUACCACUCUCCACACGCCUUCUGGCCCCGUCACGGUCAACAAAGUUGCGCAUGGUUUGAUGCUCAUGACCUGGAAAGCGCAGCCCAACCCCGACGAGCAGAGCUUUGCGGCCAUCAAGGCUGGCAUCGACUCAUUGCCGCCUGGUGUCAAGAUGUUCUUGAACGGAGGCGAGUUCUAUGGCCCCAACUGCAGCACUGCCAACAUCGAGAUGAUCGCGCGGUUCUUCGAGAAGUACCCCGAGUACGCCGAUCGGGCGUUCUUGUCCGUCAAGGGCGGCGCCAAAGCCGAUUCGCUCGUCCCCGACGGCAGCGAGGAGAAUGUGAAGCGGAGCGUCAACCGCGUGCUCGAGAAGCUGCGCGGCAAGAAGACGCUCGACCUCUUCGAGUGCGCGCGCGUGGACCCCAACACGCCGCUCGAGGUGAGCCUGGGUGCGCUCGCGCAGCUCGUCAAGGAGGGCAAGAUCGGCAGCAUUGGUAUGUCCGAGGUUAAGGCUGAGACGCUUCUCCGCGGCCACAAGGUUCACCCGAUAACUGCGGUUGAGAUUGAGGUCAGCCCUUGGGAGUACGGGCCUCAGCAGAAGGCGGUGAUCAAGGCGGCUCAAGAGAACAAUAUUGCUGUGAUCGCGUAUUCGCCCAUCGGCCGAGGUUUCUUGACCGGCCAAAUCAAGAGCCUCGACGAUAUUCCGGAGGGCGACUUCCGUCGCAUGCUGCCACGCUUCCAGCCCGAGAACAUGGCGACGAACUUCGCCAUCGUCGAAAAGCUGCAGUCGAUCGCCAAGGAGAAGGGCAUCACCUCUGCCCAGCUCUCGAUCGCGUGGGUAUCCUCGCUUGGCCCGCACGUUCUUCCCCUGCCCGGCUCUUCUCACAUCGACCGCACGCUGGAGAACGUCAGCGCCAGCAAGGUGCAGUUUACCACUGAGGAACUCACGAAGGUCACCGAGGUGAUCGAGAACGCUGUAUUCGCCGGUACGAGGUACCCCGGUGACGACAGGGCGAUGUACCUUUGGGCAUAGACUUGGUUCCGACCGGACGAACUACAGUUGUAUCAAUAGAUUCUGCAUAAAUAUUAGUUGACCAACCUGAUCAGUACUACGAGCACAGUACCUUGCAUUUUUAGCUGUGCUUGAUUGGAUGGAUACGUGGAUUUUACCGUCCAGGAUAAUGGCACUGAGUUCCG